GUCAGAGACAGACAGAGGAGAGAAAGGCAGGGCACUGGGAACAGUGUGGCUAGGCAUCUGGACAUUUCAUCUCUGGACUUACUCAGGAGGAAUGACUCUUCAACCAACAAGUGUCCCAGACCUAAGCACUACAGCUUUAUAUGGAGAUCAAAACAACACCAAUGGCACUCACUGUCCUGAUCAGGACACCUGGGAGUGGCUCUAUGCUGGUCAGCCAGUGUAUAUCAUCCUACUUGCUGUGCUGGGAAUCGCAUUUAAUGUGUUUGUCCUGAUGGUAUUCUGUCUCCACAAGAAGGCAUGCACUGUGGCUGAGAUCUAUUUGAGCAAUUUGGCUGCUGCUGACCUUGUCCUAGUGUCUUGUUUGCCCUUCUGGGCUGUCAACAUAUCCAACGGUUUCAACUGGCCCUUUGGUCUGUUCCUGUGCAAAGUUGUCAACCUGGGCAUUAAGAUGAACGCCUACUCCAGCAUCUACUUCCUAGUCCUAGUCAGCAUAGAUCGCUAUGUGGCGCUGGUGCACACAAUGUCCCAUGGCAGAAUGCGUAGGCCGAAGUAUGCCAAACUGGGCUGUCUGCUGAUGUGGAGUUUUGGCUUGCUCCUGAGUGUCCCCACACUCAUCUUCCGGGAAGUGAAGUAUUUCCCUGAGUUUGAUGUCACUGCAUGCUUUUUGAACUACCCCAACGAGACCCUGGAGCUGUUCUGUGACGGGAUGUUGAUUGUCUUUAGCUUCAUCAUCCCCUUUUCGAUCAUCUCAUUUUGCACCGUCAAAAUUAUCCAGGCUUUGAAAAUCCAGGCAAUAGAGAGGUUCAGUGCUGAGAAAACGGAGCAGAAGGCCACCACUCUGAUGCUGGCUGUCCUCCUGGCCUUCCUCAUCUGCUGGGUGCCAUUCCACGUGGUCACCACACUGGACGUGCUGCUAAGAGCUGAAGUCCUGGGAGGGUGUCACUUAACCACAGUCCUAGAUAUCUGCAACCAGAUCUUCACCUAUCUAGCUUUCUUCAACAGUGUUCUCAACCCUAUCUUGUACGUCAUCGUGGGAAAGAACUUCCGGAAAAAAGUUCAGGAACUCUUCAAGCAGUGGAGUGUUAAGAGAACAACAAGCUCAGAGUCCACACGGUCAAACCUGUCCUCCACCUUAAAGACUGUCUUAUGAAAUAUUACUAACAAAAGCACUGUUCCUCUCCAAAGUAGAAUUUGUAGAAAGCUGACUGUGGAGGACAGUCAUUUAAUAACCCCUUGCCAAUGAAAAUGAUUGAAAUGAUGACCUAGAGUUUUUACAGUGGAUAUAAUUGUAUCAAAUGGGACCAAAUCACCCUACCUCAGAUCAGUCUAUGAUGAGAUGUCUUAAAGAUAAACCAAAUCUUUAAUUAUUUUUAGAAAAUGUAACUACAUGUAUAGAGACAUAUGGGGCUGGAAUGUUCCCUCCUGGAGAGGGUGUUACAGAUUUCUGAUAAUGGUGGUAUUCUGUUGCAGCCAUGCUAGAUAAUUAUAUAUCACUUAACAUAAACUGGAAAACCUAAACCACAAAGAAUUGUUUUUCACACUUUUAUAAUAGCUCUACCACAUGCAAUAAACUACAGCUGGAACCCUUGUUACAAACAUUGGUAAACAUCAGUAUCUUGAAUGUACAGGCAGUGUAAUGUAAAUCUGCUUGGCUUCUGUAAAAUUAUUUCUGUAAAUAGAAUUUUUAUACUCCAUCUUAUCGUAUUUCUGAUAGCUCAGAUUGUAAAAACGCUUGCUAAGUGUUUUCUGAUGUUUCUGACUCAUUGUCUCCUGAGUUAAAAACAAGAUUGUGUCAAACAGUUUCCAGUGGUGACACACAAACAUGCGUCCUUUUUUUUUCUUCUUCUGGCUGCAUAGACAUCAGUUGUCUCGUUAUACAGUUCUCCCCACACCACUUAUUGGCCCAGUGUUGACUCAGUGUGGGCUGUGGGUGAGGGUACACCCCUAGCUUUCCCCAAAAUGAAGGCAUGUGAUGCCAAACAGGAAAUCUUUGUUAGGAGUCAUGCUUUACCACUAUUGCCAGGGCUGGAAAGUGUUGUGGAACAAAAAACAUGCAGGCAGACAAAGUUACCUCAAACAGUAAAGUAUACGCCAAAAAUACACAGUUUGACCUGUUUCAUGUAUUUUUGUCUGCCUCUCAGGAUUACACAAUGUUUUUCACGCUCUUCUUUCAAAUCUGGAAUAUAUAUUUUUCUUUGUUCAAAGAUUUGCAUUUUUAAGUCAAACUGAAAUAAAAACUCAUUUUUGCAAAAGGAGUCAGAAUACUAUAUAUAUAUUGUUCUGAUUGGCUCCCCAACUUUA
Messenger RNA from Lates calcarifer (barramundi perch), 2301 nucleotides. RefSeq names its product B2 bradykinin receptor. Bases 92 to 1150 code for a protein of 352 amino acids. NCBI's taxonomy places the organism in Eukaryota, Metazoa, Chordata, Actinopteri, Centropomidae. The transcript has 2 exons. Gene Ontology annotation, biological process: immune response; G protein-coupled receptor signaling pathway; smooth muscle contraction. Gene Ontology annotation, cellular component: membrane. Gene Ontology annotation, molecular function: bradykinin receptor activity. The record is from RefSeq and is a predicted model, not a curated record.